AUGUCUGCUGAGGCCGAGCCGAUGCCUGCGCCGCAGGAGACUGCUCCUGCCACCCACACCACACCGACGGUCGUAGAGCUGAAGCCGAAGAACACGCACCGCCUCAACCGCAUCCUGCGCAAGCCCAAGGCCUCACUGCCGCCGCGCAAGUGGCACCCCGACGAGGAGGGCGAGCCCCGUGCUGUCGGCGUGCCGCCGAGCGUGGUGAACACGCUCCUUGCAAGCCUGUCGGAGGAGGAGAAGAAGCGCGCCACCGCUGGUCUGGACCCGCUAAGCGCGACGCAGGAGGCACUGAUCCGACGCGCCGCACGCUUCGGUCUUAACAUUAACAGCAGCAACCCCGCGGCGCCGGUGGCUCCAGCGCCGACCUUCAUGGUGGACGAGGAGACGCUGCGCCGCCGCGAGGAGCGCUUUAAGCAGGCUGCGCCGUUGCAGUAA
Molecule: messenger RNA, 438 nt
Organism: Leishmania mexicana MHOM/GT/2001/U1103
Lineage: Eukaryota; Euglenozoa; Kinetoplastea; Trypanosomatida; Trypanosomatidae
Exons: 1
Coding region: 1-438 (145 amino acids)
Source: RefSeq, a predicted model, not a curated record